AGUAGGCAUAGGCCUGGCUGAAAUGACAAAUCUUGCUAAGGGAAUCAGUACGGUACAGAUUCCCUUUCGUAAAUGCAGCCUAAUGGGAGACAGGUCAUGAGGCGAGGACGAAAGAUUCAGCAAAAUAUCGGCCUUAACGAAUUGUGGGCGGCGCCUUGCCACACCGUUUUCCCUAGUUGCUGUCAAAUUCAUCUCUGUCAAACUUCAAGUUGAACCCCUUUUCCCCAAGUCUCGCUAAUGAUGAAGUGUGAAGCCGGUUGACCCGAAGUAAAGUCACCGUUUCUUUCAAGGUGACGUUUCAAGCAAGAUAUCGAAAGACGAGGAAAAUAUUACACCAUGGACAAGUUACGGCACAAGCCAGGCCGGGUGAAGCUACCGGAGCGGCCGGCAACCUUUGCCGAGUUCGGCUUGGACAUGAAGCCGUACUUCACCCUGUGCAAGGACCACGAUCGGCCCGCUACUUUUGCUCACUUCGGGGUGGACGUGGAGCGGGAGCGACCGCUGGUAGAUACGGUCGUCGGACCGCACCGCAAGUGGUUCGACAUCAGCGUACGGGAGAAAGUCUUCCUAGUCACGGUAGCCAUGAGCCUUCUCGUCACGUUGGGCCUGACCAUAGACCGACUGGCAGCGUCCGAUAAGGCGUCUCCAAAUUUCACCUUUGCUCUACUACUCAUUGUGAAUAUAGUCUUCUGCCUGUUCUACGUGUUUCAUGCCAUCCUCUUGGAGCAUCCUUACGAGCUGUUCGUCUUUGCCUUCAGCAUCACGGCCCUGCUCAUCUACUGCGUCUCAAACUUCGUCGAGACUUUAGGGGAGGGUCUCAACAUCGUCAAACUAGUUCGAUUAGUGGUGAUUGGGCUGUUCGGCACGUUCGAUAUGAUAUACGGAAUGUACUUGGGAGCGAUGUACUACAGACAGCGCAACUUGAUCUUCAGAACAGUUGGAGCCAACAUCAACCUCCAAGCUCUGUGUGGUAACAUGUACCUGUUCUCGGACCUUCUCAAAUUCAACGUGCAGCUUGAGACAAGUAUGGUCAUUCUAGUUCUUGACGAUGGUAUCUACCUAAACACCAGUAUGGAGAAGAUUGUGCUGGGCCUCGGCUUGCCCGUCACGCUCAUAUGGAACGUAGUUGGUUUUCUGGCCAUACGAUACGAGAAUAGAAUCUUAGUGGGUUUAUUUCUGCUGACGUGCUGGGUAUUACCCGUUUACACAACCUAUAAAUUUGUCGAUAUUUCAUUUCUGUGGCCAACCUGGACCCAGCAUUCGCAAAAGGUCCUUCCGUCUUGCAUCCUGGUCUGUGGGAUCCUCGCUAUCCUGGUCCGUGCCUUCCUGGUCGUCGUCGUAGUGCAUCUGUCUCAGAACUUCGGCCACGGGCUCGGAGAGAAAGUUUUCGGCGGCAAGAAAAUCAGUCGGCCCCACAUUCGUCUCCCGCGCCGGCCCGAGCUGCGGCCGAUGAGCUGGCCCCUGGCCCGGGCCUUCCCCAACAAACGCUGGACCCUCUCCUGGCAAAAGCAGCACAAGGAGAAGCAACGGCCCAAGCGAUCGGCCACCAUGAGCGGCAUGCGCUGAGGCCACUGUCGGGCGGCACCCACGAAGGACCGUUCCGGAUUCGGCUGCAAGAACCUACCCACCUGCUGUGUGGUUUUUGAGCAUUACUCAUCACAGUGCUCGUGACUGAGAAACCGGGGUCAUCUGACCAAAAGUUGUGGCUUAAUUGGUCAGUUCAGCGUGCACUGUUUGACUGUCAAACAGUCACAAAAGCUUUUAACAUAACAUGGGAAUUUUGUAACUUGUAUUUAUAAUAUAGCUGCGUGCGCAUUUGGGCUGUCGGUUGUUCAGUAGCUCUCACAAAUAAAGCGUUUGAGAACGUUCAUGGAAUCUGUGACCUUAUGACCUCUAAAGCGGGGUCAAAUCGUACUGAUAGGCCCUGCGUUCCGCGUCUUGUGAACAAGCCAAAUUAGAGAUACAUUGUAUAGUGUUUUCAGUGCGAUAUGAUAGGUAACAUUGCCCAGGCGCAUGGCUACCACAACAUCAUGCACAUGUAUGGCAAUGAGGUCAGUUCUUCAAAUUACUCUAUCCGGUUCGUUUGUGUGACGUUAUUUCAAGUGGCGUGUAUGACGAAGUCACUUACGAACCAGAUUGGUCGAAAGUACGAAAGAGCGCGCGAUUGCGUGCUUGCGAGCGUGGUGCCAUCUCUGCAAUGGUCGCUGGACUGGGAGUCGUCCCCUCCGGUCUAAAAAUGUUCGCUUUAAGUCAAUAAAGAUGGUGUCUUUGGAUGCAUGAAGGUGCUUCAUGGUAUUGCAUUUGAAUAUCUGGAGAUACCUAAGAAGUCGUGAGUCGUUUCUAAUUGUCAAACCGGUUAUUUGUAGGGCAGGGUUUGGUAGUAUAGUACGACAUAUUUUCUUGACAUGACUCUAAACACUCGUUGCGUUCACUCGUGAGAACCGACUUGUAGAUGAUGAUUGAAGAUCGUUUUUUUGAUCGACUGUUUCACGAAGGAUGUAAAAAGCAAAGACUGACAUGAGCAGCCAAAGUGGGAAAGGGCAAACUCACGAGUACAUGUGCUAUACUGCCAGCCAUCAGCUAUAACACUUUCUAUCUCUCUCUCUAUAGAUGUCGUCAUAAAUUAGAAAGAACUAGUUAAGGUAACAACAUAUUAUUUUUUUUUUUAAACACGAAUGGGAUCCCUAUGA
Messenger RNA from Patiria miniata (bat star), 2690 nucleotides. RefSeq lists its product as uncharacterized. The transcript is spliced from 9 exons. The record is from RefSeq and is a predicted model, not a curated record. Bases 337 to 1566 code for a protein of 409 amino acids. Lineage: Eukaryota; Metazoa; Echinodermata; Asteroidea; Valvatida; Asterinidae.